AUGCAGGACGAGCUGCGCAUUGCGCAAUCAGUGGCAGGGACGCUCGCGCUGCCGGCGGGUCGCGGGGCGGCCUCACGAGUUCAGCGCGCUUGGAGACUGUGCGGCCUGCCGGGCCCCGUAUGGCACGAGAUGGCCGCCCAGGCAGAUCUCGUCGACCCCUAUGCAAACGGCUUCCUUGACACCGUCUCUCUGAGCGACCUCGUGGCUCAGUCCUCGCAGGAUGUCUCCUCCAUGCUGGUGCGAGUACUGGACGAGGUCAACAGCGCCGAGGACACGGAAACGGCGCAGCGCCUCGUGCUGCGUUUCGUGCACACUGCGCGGCAGUCGCUCAUGCGCGUCAUGGCCGCCGUGAAGUGGAGCAACAAGGCUCAAGUCGUCCACAUGACCCAGGACGCGACCGACGUCGCCCUGCGGCACACGAUGGGCGUCCACAGAGCCGCGGAGUCCCUCAAGAUGCUCCACGGCGAGGCACGCAUGCGCUCAGAUGCACCGUUCCCUGCAUCCCUCAUGCUCGACACCCUUCAGGGGCGCGACCCGACCAUGCCCGCGCGGGCCGUCGCGCCGGAACCGACUUCCCAGGAGGCGAUCCAGCUCUCGUCCGACGCGACCGCGCGCCUGCGAGUCCUGACCCUGGCCAAGCUGCGUCAGGAGCCUCGCCCUGACGGUGCGGCGGUGACGUAUGUCGACAGCCCGCAGCCCCGCGCCGUGCUGCACGCGCCGGGGCUGUACCGCGCGACGCUCAUGCUCGCGCCGAUCCGGAUCACCGCGUCGACGCGCCAGGCGACGCUGGACGCGCUCGGGUGCGGCGACGCCGUGAAGGAGUGUGCUGAGUCAGGGCAGCGGGGUCCAGGGGGGGAGUCAGGUGCGAGAGCCGCUGGGGAUGCGGAGGAGGACUUCAGCGACACGUGGCGCUGGGCUGUGGAGGACGUGGCGGGCCUGCCGGGGUCGGCGAGCGGCAGCCCGUUACACAGCAUGCAGAUCGGCGGCCUGAAGCGCCUGCUUCAAGGCAUUCUCGACAACGCCGAGGUCGUCCGCGAGUGCGACGCGCAGACCGCGCUGUUGCGUACGCCGCAUCCUGCGAGCAUGGACGACCGUGCGAGCAACCCUGCGACCUCGAUGUCGGCCGGGUCGAUGGAGGAACAGUGGGGACAGGCCGACUGGGCCGGCGCCACGCGCACGGCGCGGGAAGCGCUGGCCGCAGGCCCGCUUGUUGCUGUCGGGCGCGCCCUGGCCCAGGCCGCGGCGUGGCUGCAGUGCAUCCUCGCGGCGCGCGCGGCGCGGGACAUGACGGUGGAGGAGGGGCCGUGGCAGGGACACGCGAGGGUGGUGCGGGGCGAGGCGGCGGCGGAGGCGGGGCUGGCGGCCACCUUUGCAGUACAGUACUGGCGCCAGGCGCCGCGCGGGAUCGUCGCUGCCGUGGGCGAGCCGGCCGUCGCGAUCGGCGUCGACGCUGCGGGCGCACUGGUGAUCCGGCACCACCCUGAGAUCCCCGAGGGGGGUUUUGAGGGGGGGUGUCCGCGUUUGGACCCCGAGACGGUGGACGUCGCGGGGAUGCUGGAUGAGUGCGUGACGGCCAUGGCGGGCGCGCUCCUGCGGGCGCUCGCGGCGGCGGUGCACGACGCUGCGGCGAAGUUGGUGGCGAAGGAUGCGCGAGCGCAUGCAGUGACGGCGCACGUGCUUGGCGCGGCAGCGAACACGCGCGCGUCGGACGUCGUGCAGCUCGAGGUAGCCGUGGACGGCGUGCCGGCGGUCGUGGUGAGUGUGGACCGCAGGACGGGCACGCCGGCGCUGUCGGCACGGGGGGGUGUAUUGCAGGGCCGGCCCGACCGGACGACCGCGGCCGCGACGGUGCAGGACGCCGCCGCUGAGGUCCAGUCGGCGGCGCUGGAGGGCGGGAAGGCAGCCCUGGCGGAGAUCGCGGGCGCGGCGGUGCGUGCAGCUCUGUGGCUGACGCGGCCGUCGGUGGCGGCAGGUGUCGAGGCGGCGGGGCGGGCGCUCGGAAUGCACGUGACUCCAGGCGGCGCGAGCGUGUCGGCCAGCGGGGACGCGACGGUCGUGCUCGGGCUCUGGCACGAGACGCUGCAACGUCGGGGGGGACUCCCCCGCCUGACAGUCGUCGCAAAGGGCACGGCCACGCGCGCGCCGGGGGCGCCGUUGCUGACGUCCGUCGUCGCACGCAUCGCGCCGCCGACGGGCGCGGCCGUCCCAGUGCUGUCGUGGGACGUCACCAGCCCGGACAUCCCCACAGGGAAGGGGGGGAGUCCAGCGCUCACGUCAGACCUCCCGCCCGACGUAGCGCAGCUGGGCGUCACGGAGCACGACUGGGCCGUGCUGCAGCGCGCAGCGAUCCAGGCCCGCGAGGUGUUCCGAAGGCAGGCGCUUCUACUCUCUCUCCUGGCCGCCGGCGCACCCUGUGUCAGUCAGACAGACGGUAUCUUCCUGGGCAGCGCGCCCGCAGCCGGCGAGGCCGACGCGCGCAUCGUCGUGCAGCGCUCGCUGUCCGAGGCCGACGCGACGUGGCGCGCGCGCGCGCCCGCGGCGCUGUUUGCGGCGCAGGCAUCCUGGGACUUGAGCACCCUUCAACACUCCCCCCUCGUCGGCCAACUCUCGGUCGCGAACGGCCGCGUCGCGCUGCGCUACGAUCUCGUCGACGGGCAGGACGGCGGCACGCUCCUGCGCGACCUGCGGUGCCUCGCGGUCGCGGAGCGGGUGCGCGACCGACUCAGUCUGUCUCUGGAGCGGGUUCCGAGCUUGCAGGCCGGCGCGCUGGGCGCGCACCGCCCACACGCCCCACGCCUCGAUACGUCGGUGCCCGGCGUGGUCGGCGUCCUGCUGGGGGGGGUCAAGCCGGAAGACCACCGCCCUGUGUUGCGUGUGGACUUCCGGGACCCGUCUGCGGCGUCAGGGGGGGAGUUCAGCCUCAAGGACGCCGGAGGCGUGGUGCCCGAGCUCGUCGUGCCCGGCUUCGACGUCGGAUCGGCGUUCACGGCGCACAGGGAGAUGCUGCGGCGCGACCGCGACGCUGCCGUGCUGGAGGCGCUCGUAGCGACGGCGCCGAGCCUCGCGGCGAUGUUUGCGGCGCACGUCGACGCCGGGGCGCUGGCAGGGUUCUUCAGCGCGUCCUCCACGCUGCUCGUGCGGGGCACGUUGAGCCCGUAUCGAUACCUGCUGGCGCACAACUAUAACAAGCUUGAGAUUGGAGGGGGAGUCAAACGUGCCAGGAGGCGCGCGGCGAGGAGUGGCAGCGACGGCCCCGUGGCGGUCCUGGAGCUGUCGGUGCGCGAGCUCGGGGCGACGGUGUGGCUUUCAGAGCAAGUUGCGGUACAGGUGUGGCCAUCGUCGCCAGGGCUGGAAAAGACGCCUGCUGGUGGGCACGGAGCCAAGGACGGGGAGCGGGGUCCGACGAAGCGCGGGGGGGUGGCGAGAGCGGCCGCGGAGGACUUCGUCGCCGCGUUCGUCGCGCAGCACACGGCCGCGGGCACCCAGACGGCGGCCAGGGUGGCCUGCCCUCGCCGCGGGCUCGGUGUGGCAAUGGUGCCCUCCCUGCUGCCUGCAGCUCUGUCCACGCUGCGCAGGCUCCUCGCGCCGACGAUCAUCGGCGCGCCCGGCGAGCGCAUCAUGGAGACCCUCGACUGA
Molecule: messenger RNA, 3636 nt
Organism: Pedinophyceae sp. YPF-701
Lineage: Eukaryota; Viridiplantae; Chlorophyta; Pedinophyceae
Source: the annotation of a GenBank genome assembly